Camelus dromedarius (Arabian camel) is the source of this 855-nucleotide messenger RNA. RefSeq names its product interferon stimulated exonuclease gene 20 (gene ISG20). NCBI's taxonomy places the organism in Eukaryota, Metazoa, Chordata, Mammalia, Artiodactyla, Camelidae. The coding region runs from base 217 to 732 and encodes 171 amino acids. Gene Ontology annotation, molecular function: exonuclease activity; nucleic acid binding. Gene Ontology annotation, cellular component: nucleus. The transcript is spliced from 4 exons. The record is from RefSeq and is a predicted model, not a curated record. Gene Ontology annotation, biological process: RNA catabolic process; negative regulation of viral genome replication; DNA catabolic process.
ACGGAGCUCCCCACCUGCCGGCAGCCAGAGGAAAUGGAGCAGCCCAGCCCAUGUGCCCGGCCUCCCACCCCUGACUUCACUUGAUAACGAACCAGAAACUGAAACGGUCAGGAUUCCCGGCUUGAAGUCAGAGAUGAGUCACUGCUAAGAGCAACUGCAGUAGUCGUGGAGUGACACCCUAGAGGCAGACAGCACAUCUGAGGGUCCUGGUGGAACAUGGCGAGAGGCAUGGAUGUGGUGGCCAUGGACUGCGAGAUGGUGGGGCUGGGGCCCUUUCGGGAGAGCGGCUUGGCUCGUUGCAGCCUCGUGGACAUCCACGGAACCGUGCUCUACGACAAGUUCAUCCGGCCCGAGGGGGAGAUCACUGAUUACAGAACCCCUGUCAGCGGGAUCACCGCUCAGAGCAUGGAGGGGGCUGUCCCGUUCGCCGUGGCCAGGCUGGAGAUCCUGCAGCUCCUGAAAGGCAAGCUGGUGGUGGGUCACGACCUGAAGCAUGACUUCAAGGCACUGAAGGAGAACAUGAGCAACUACGCCAUAUACGACACGGCCGCCGACAAGCUGCUGUGGCGCGAGGCCAACCUGCAGUACUGCAGACGUGUGUCCCUCCGCGUGCUGAGCCAGCGCCUCCUCGGGCGCCACAUCCAGGACAGCCGGUUGGGACACAACUCCGUGGAGGACGCCAGGGCCACGAUGGAGCUCUACCGAAUCUCCCGGCGAAUUCGAGAGCAGUGAGGGCUCCGCCUGGUGGUAACCAGCCCCCUCCCCAUGGACUAGAGGCCUUCGUCUAUGGGACAAAAUCUCCCUUGCUUUUGGAAAAUGCAUCAUUAGCAGUAAAAUGGCUUUAUAUUUUCUUUA